Molecule: messenger RNA, 402 nt
Organism: Aspergillus glaucus CBS 516.65
Lineage: Eukaryota; Fungi; Ascomycota; Eurotiomycetes; Eurotiales; Aspergillaceae
Exons: 2
Coding region: 1-402 (133 amino acids)
Source: RefSeq, a predicted model, not a curated record
AUGCCUGAACAUCUUGAUUCGAUUGGCUCGUGGCUAGUUCGAUUAUUCACGAACAUAUUUUUUCAGCCAGACGAUAUAGUGUCAAGUCGAACGUUCAUUCACGGGAUAAGCCGUGGCAUCACAGUCAGAAUCAAUGGAAACUAUAUGACAUACGAUGAAUUUCGGGAUGCAAUCGAAGACGCUCGCGCUAAAAACUACAUAUCAGAGCAACAAAACGAUGAACUACUCGAGUCGCAGACCGAUCCGAAGGGCACUAGUGGCUCGGUUGCCCAGCUUUCUCAAUUCACCUUGAAAGACAAGGUCACCGGGAAUGUUACCAAUUCAUCGACCGUGAUAUUAGCCACGAUCGAAUGGGCAGAGGGGAAACGGGUUUUGACACAGUUGACUGAAGUAUCAAAGUAA